UACCUGUUCGACGCGUGUCUCGACUUCUUCGACGAGAACGUGAGCUACGCGUUCAAGACGUUUGACAACCAGUUGGUCGGCGGAGACAUACUGUUGGACGUGAUCUCGAGGGAAACGUUCGGCGCUCCGGAGUCCGAUAUCUACCUGUUGGUGGAGAAGUGGAUCCAUAAGUACCGGAUCCGCUCGAACCAGAAGGCGCCGGAGGAGUCGCUGCUGUUGGCGGCCGUGAAGAUAGCGCGGAAGACGAGUGCCAAAAGUAGAGACAAAGCACAGGACGUCAUAGACAUAGACGUCGACUCCGACUCUGAAGAUGACGAUGACAUGGAUUACAACUCCUUCUCGAACUCCAAUUCCAACUCUUCCGACAGCACCGAUUCUGGUUCAGAAUCGGAUGGAAGUCUGACCCAAAAAAAAGUGGGGAAACUGAAGAAGCUUUUGGAGAAAAGGGGUUUAGUUCCCAAUGACUGCGUCUAUUACUUAUUGUCUACUAUUUUGUACGACAAUAACAAGAAUGUUAAGAAAUCGGCCAAAAAGAUAUUCAAAUUGAAUCACACGCACUGUCACUAUCACCACAACACCACUAAUACUAGCCGUACAGACAUGUGUGACAUCGAAGUGGACGAUGAUAUCGACCUCACCUACGAGUCCGAUGUGGAGGACGAGGAAUUAUAA
This is a messenger RNA of Oppiella nova, 672 nucleotides long. The record is from the annotation of a GenBank genome assembly. Lineage: Eukaryota; Metazoa; Arthropoda; Arachnida; Sarcoptiformes; Oppiidae.